CCGGAAAGCACGAAGUAGAUGUGUACAAGUAAAUACAGUGUUACCAAUAUAAAAUUAAUCUUAUAAAACCGAGGAGUCAGAUAUAUUUUGCAUAGCUGAAGGAAAUCCCCACUGUAGUGACUAUUGUACGACUUGAGACAUCAAUACCAGUCAAAAUGCCCGGAGAACAGUUGACCAGUGUUUGGCAAGCUAUACAUAAUCAAGACGGACCCGACAGUGUAACCAUAAAUAAGGAAAUAUUGAAAUGGUUUCUGGCAAAAGCGUCUUCUAGAUAUGAAUCAAUUCAAUUUUCUGAACGCAAACUUUUCGACACGUUUUCAGAGCCGACUAUAGAAUUUAGUGAUUUCAAAGCGUAUGUAAAGAAAAAUAUACGGGAACCUGGAGUUGCUUUUUCAAAAUCUUGCAGUGAUUUGGAGGAUUUGAGUUGGAGCAUCCUUAAAUCUGGAAUAAAAAGUAAGCUGGAAACAGGAGAUGUUUACAAACUAUGGUGCAUAACAAAUCGUCUGAUGGAUGAAGAUACAUACCCACCAGUGAUCUUCCGCGAGGACGCAAGUUGGCUUCUAGAUAAAAUUCUGGCCAAUCUAGGACAUAAUCUCAAAUCUUCGGAUGAUGUCUUCUCAAAAGACAAAUUUACUUUUCAAGAAAUGUUAUCAAUUAUGGAGGAUUUUGCCUUUUCCAAUACAUCACAGCAACAAAUAAACACAUGCAUUGACGGUCUCUACAUGUGGUUGGUUGUAGAGGUAAUGAGAAAAGGCAAGGUGUACAAACGUACUAAGAAGCAGGCAAAUUGGACAAACUGGGUGAAACGUUGGUGUGUUUUGACACCUCAGUGUCUUCGAUACUAUAGUAGUGACAAUGACUCCAAUCAAAAAGGCGAAUUCACAUUCAUUAAACAUACCAAAAUAGAAAGCCUUGAAAUGUACAGUGGUUUUAUGAAAAAUCUUAAAGGCAGAUUUAGGCUGGCGAAUGUCCCAAUGCUAGAAAUGGAAAUAGCUGUCGAUGACGAAACUGUGAAAAGGGCCUGGUUAUCUGACCUAGAGGAAAUAGUUCAGUGCGUUAGAGAUAAAACAACGCCUGUUCAAAAACUCCUUAAGGAACGGCAUUUAAAAAAUAUGGAAAAAAGGAAUAAGAAAAAUGGAACAACUAAACAAGAAGAGGAUAUCGAUUCAGCUCUAAAUAAAACAAAGCUUCGAGCCGAUGCACAGACUAAAAAGCAUGUUUUCAACACCUCUAUUGAAAUAGUGGAACCAGAAAAGGAAACACAACAAAAGAGUCCUUCCUUGGAAAAAGAAAGUACAGAGAAGAUAAAGGCAAUGUUUAUGAAGAUUGACACGAAUGGAAACGGCCAGUUGGAUAAAAACGAAUUUGCAGACUUCCUUCAAGGGCUUGGCUUAAACAUGUCAGAAAAAGAAAGUAAUCUAGUUUUUAAUUCUGUAGAUACAAAUAAAAGUGAACAGAUUUGCUUCGAGGAAUUCCAAAUCUACUUUUGUAAUCACGUCAUGAAUGAAACCGAAACUGCAGAAUGCGUCAAUGUAAUGCGAAAAGCAUUUUUGGAGGCUGAUCGUGAUGGAUCAGGAACAUUAAACUUCCGGGAAUUCACGGAAUAUGUUUGGGAAAAGAACAGAAACGCAAAUAUGUCAAAAAUUUUGAAGUCUUUCUCGAAUGUUAGUACCGAUGAAAUUUCGUUUGAAGAUUUUGAAAAAUUGGUAGCAGGCAGUGGAGCAGAGGUUUUUGCGCCAAUAUUAGAAGAAGAGAUAGAACAAGGCACUGAUUCCUCUCUAGAUGAUUUCCAAGGCCGCCUUCAGAAGGUGUAUGACGACACAGAAGCAAAUGAACUUACUACCUAUAUAAGACAGCGAUGGAAUAAGUUUGCUUCAUUCCGAAGGGCUGGAAAAACAGGUUCUGUUGUUAUGACUGGUGGACACGGAAUGGUAGCGGAUAUUGUUCCAGGGCAGUAUAGCUUGAUUGACCUUGCUUGUUUCAGUGACCUGCCUCCAUUGGUACCAAAGCAUAAGGUAGUAAAGGACGCACAAUGGUUAUCAAGUACAAUAUCUGGAAAAUCUGGAAAGAUCAUAUUCCCACUAGAAUUUGACAAACACAUACCAACCGAACAGGCCACAUCAGAACUUUUGCGGUAUUAUGGUUGCAGUUUUGCUGAUAGUCAACAAGAACAAAUAUCUUUGCUCUUCCGUCACGGAAUCCAGGAUUUCACUUAUGAAAACGGAUACUUGGAAAAGUACGUAACGGCUACAAAUGGUGGGGCAGGAAUUGAAAAACAUGAUUUUUCACAUUUAGAUUGUCCUUUGUCAGAAGAUUCGGGAUUUUUCAUUCUUGCAAAAUUCGUGGACAAUGGCGACUUCCACAUAACAGCCUUCCGACUUCCUGUACGUCAUACACUCUAUUGCCCCGGAGGAGUAAUUCAUUGUAAUGACUACCUCAAAGGAACAUGGAGGACCAUGCUGUCAGAUGAAACAGACAUUGAUCACGUGCAUCUCACACACAUCAUAGAAGAAGGACACGAAGAAAAGUUUAGAUUCGAGUUUACCUAACGAAAUGUUGCGUUCUAAUUACUUUUGUUUUAAAUUGUUUACAAUCAGAUUAUCAAACUUGUUUUAUUGAAGAGGAUGAAGGCUGCCUUGUGUAAUUUUCCAAUUUUGUUAUUUAAAUUUUAGAAGUACAUGCUAUCACAAAUGCUUUUCUUUUCAAAUUGUACAAAUAUAUCUCUAUAGAAUCAUCCAAUUAAAAAUGGUCGCAUUUUAGUCUGAUAUGAUUGCUGUAAAUAUUUUUUACAACGCUGAAAAUUGAUAUGAUAUAUAGUUUGAAGUCCACUAGAUAACGAGCCUAAACUGGGUCAAAGUCAACUGAUACUUCUAGAUGCGUUAACUUUAACUUAAAAAAAUUAAAUAACAAA
This is a messenger RNA of Mytilus trossulus (common blue mussel), 2911 nucleotides long. Its product is annotated as switch-associated protein 70-like. Bases 156 to 2549 code for a protein of 797 amino acids. NCBI's taxonomy places the organism in Eukaryota, Metazoa, Mollusca, Bivalvia, Mytilida, Mytilidae. The record is from RefSeq and is a predicted model, not a curated record. The transcript has 2 exons. Gene Ontology annotation, molecular function: calcium ion binding.